AUGGCUGGAAACGUGCCUGCACCUCCGGUGUUUUUGCCGUGCCCGGGGGAGCCACAGAUACCCUUCGACAUGUGGAUGCGGAUUUUCAAGAAUUAUCUGCUGGUUAUUAAUGCAACGGGAAAUGCUUGGCCUGAAGCUCGCAGGAGGGCUACAUUACUCCACUGUCUCGGAGCUGAGGGACAACGGACUUUCUACUCUUUACCAGAUACAGGUGACUCCUUUGACUCUGCUGUCGCUGCUCUAGAGAAACACUAUACACCCAAAGUAAAUGUUGUUGUGGAACGACAUGCCUUCAGACAGAGAAGACAAGCCUCUCAUGAGACUAUUGCACAGUAUGUGGCCCUGGUGACAUACACAAGGAAGAAAAUUCCUGUGCUUGGCUGCCUACAAGUCAAAGUGAGUAGAGGACUUCUCGCUGCUCCAGUCACAUUCUACGUGGUGAAGAAAGGGACCUCCCUCUUAGGAAGAGAUCUUAUGGAAGCCUUAAGCAUCUGCAUCAAAGGUAACGCUGUCCUCCCUCCCGUGCUCACCACAAACUCUGCAUCUACUCCCUGCUCCUCUGCUGCUCCUGUCGUCAGCUGUGUGACUGCUUCGCCUGCUCCUGUGCUGACCACCAACUCUGCACCUGCUUCCUGCAUCCCUGUUGCUCCAGACAUCGGCUGUGCACAAAACUUUGUGCAUAAGGUGAAAAUUGAUUCCACUGUUAAACCAAUACGCCAGAAACUACGACGCCUGCCUUUCGCUGUAAGAUCUUCUGUGUCAGCUGAACUGGACCGACUGCUGAAAGCCGGCGUGAUUGAAAGAAUUGAUGCAUCACCUUGGGUUUCGCCUAUUGUGGUCACAGGACGGAAAACUGGUGGAAUACGGAUGUGCACAGAUCUCCGUGAACCAAACAAAGCUGUGAUCACAGACUGCUACCCCUUACCUCAUGUUGAUGAACUGUUUGCGACCUUACAAGGUGCAAAGAUGUUUUCUACAAUCGACCUGGCUAAUGCAUACUACCAGUUGCCACUUCAUGAAGAUAGCAGGGACCUCACAGCAUUUAUUACACAUGAUGGUUUGUUCAGAUUCCGCAGGGUUCCUUAUGGCCUUGCAUCAGCCCCCUCAGCCUUCCAGAAAAUGAUGGCUGACAUCCUCAAAGGCCUCCCAGGCGUCCAAAAUUAUCUGGACGACCUCAUCGUCUAUGGUAACACGCCUGCUGAGCAUGACCAGAACCUCAACACUGUCCUCCAAAAGGUGAAGGAGGCUGGACUGGUGCUAAAUGAGAACAAGUGUCACUUCAGGAAGACCUCACUACGCUUCCUAGGUCAUAACAUUACUGCAGAUGGCAUCCUUCCUGACCAAGAGCACAUUAAUGCCGUCCUGGAAGCCCCACCCCCAUCUGAAGCUGUUGCCCUGAGAUCAUUUCUGGGCUUAGUAUCCUGGUACUCAAAGUUUCUCCCUAACUUUGCGACGGUUGUGGCUCCUAUGCGUGCCUGUGCCUGUGACAAAGACAAAUUUACAUGGACCCCUGCAGCACAAAGCAGUUUUGAGGAAGUCAAGCAACUUCUUGUGAACAGUCCUGCACUCGCUCUUUUCGACCCUUCGCUGCGACCUGUGAUUUCCACAGAUGCAAGCGACUAUGGACUUGGAGCUGUCUUUGCACAAGUACAGCCUGAUGGCACUGAAAAGCCAGUGGCUUUUGCGUCACGCACACUGACUGAAACGGAGAGAAAAUAUUCGAUUGUUGAAAAAGAAGCACUCGCUUGUGUGUGGGCUACGGAAAAAUGGAGAACAUACCUGUGGGGACGCCGUUUUACUCUCCGCACAGAUCACCAGGCACUAACAACAUUGCUCAGCACAAAAGGAAUCGGUCGGGCUGGAAUGCGAGUUGCCCGCUGGUCUGCGCGACUGCUCUGUUUUGACUAUGACAUUAUCUACCGACCAGGCUCCCAGAACUACACGGCUGAUUGUCUCUCACGCCUCCCCUUGCCUGUGCCUUCUGACUCUAUUCCAGAUGCAGAACCUGAGAUGGUGGCACAGAUUUCUACUGCUCUGAGCUCCCUUCCAGUGGCCAACUUUGACUCUGCUUGCUCUGCUUGUCCCGAACUGUCAGCCCUGCACUCACAAAUCGAAAGUGGUUGGCCUCCAUCCAUUAAAUCAGUAAGUGGUGUACUGGCCCCAUACUACAGGAUCAGAGAUGAGCUCUCAGUCAAGGAUAACUACAUCCUCAGAAGCUCAAGACUCAUCGCACCACUCUCGUUACGACACACACUAAUCACACUUGCACAUGAGAGUCAUCAAGGGAUUGUCCGCACAAAGCAACGCCUGCGCGACCUCUACUGGUGGCCUAAGAUGGACUCAGAAGUACAGUCCUGCGUCGCUUCAUGUGUACUCUGCCAGGCUAAUGAUAAAACAGCCUCUACUUGCCCUGCCCCUUUGCAACCGGUCCCACUGCCUGAUGGGCCAUGGAAGAAAAUUGGCCUUGAUGUUGUUGGGCCCUUUGACACAGCAGUUUCUGCCUGCAGGUACGCUAUCACGCUGACAGACUAUUAUUCCAAGUGGCCUGAGCUUGCCUUUUCACAUACUGCCACUACUGAGGAUAUUAUUCGCUUCCUGACGUCUGUUUUCUCUCGUCAUGGAAACCCAGAGAACAUUGUUACAGACAAUGGUCCUCAGUUCACUUCUGCAGCUUUUGCCUCAUUUCUGCACACCCGAGGCAUCUCCCAUAGUAGAACAUCAGUCUACUAUCCAGCUGCUAAUGGAGCUAUCGAGAGAUUCCAUCGUGCCCUGAGAAGUUGCAUUCAGACUGCCAUUCAACAGGCACAACCAUGGACUGAGACUGUUAUGAACUGGCUCCAGGUGUAUCGUGCAACACCACAUGCUGCAACUUCCACCUCACCAUAUGAACUUCUUUAUGGCAGGAAAAUGCGCACCAAGUUGGAUAUUCUUCCGCUGCCGUCUGCCAUGUCUCCACUGGAUGUUUCUGCUCGUCAUGCAGUUCGGAGACAUCAGAAUACAAUGCAGCGUUACACUGAUGCCAAACGUGGCGCACGCAUGCCUUCUUUCCGACCAGGAGAGAGAGUGAGGAUAAGGAAGCCUCAUCACGUCCCUAAAGCUCAUCCAAGAUUCACCUCCCCUGUAACCGUGAGGAAGAGAAUAGGUCCAAACUCUUUCUUACUGAGUGAUGGAAAAACUUGGAAUGCCUCCCAUCUUGCUCAAACCUCUCCUGUGGCUGGACAAGAUUGUGACACAUCUGGACUGCUCCACCCAGGUGUCAGUCGUUCCCCCUCUCCCAGACAGCCACGUGCUAGACACAAGCCCAAGUGGCAUAAGGACUAUGUCACAUCAUAG
This is a messenger RNA of Centropristis striata (black sea bass), 3333 nucleotides long. RefSeq lists its product as uncharacterized. The record is from RefSeq and is a predicted model, not a curated record. Lineage: Eukaryota; Metazoa; Chordata; Actinopteri; Perciformes; Serranidae. Gene Ontology annotation, biological process: DNA integration. The coding region runs from base 1 to 3333 and encodes 1110 amino acids. Gene Ontology annotation, molecular function: nucleic acid binding. The transcript is spliced from 2 exons.